This is a messenger RNA of Staurois parvus, 277 nucleotides long. The record is from the annotation of a GenBank genome assembly. NCBI's taxonomy places the organism in Eukaryota, Metazoa, Chordata, Amphibia, Anura, Ranidae.
AGUGUAGCCCAGCAGUGCCACCUGUCAUUGCCCAUCAAUGCCACCUGCCAGUGCCCAUCAGUGCCUCCUAUCAGUGCCAGUCAGUGCCACCUAUCAAUGCCAAUCAGUGCCUCCUAUCAGUGCCAGUCAGUGCCACCUAUCAAUGACAGUCAGUGCCACCUAACAGUGCCAGUCAGUGCCGCCUAUCAGUGCCAUAUAUGAGUGCUGCCUUUCAGUGCCUAUCAGUGAUGCCUGUCAAUGCCCAUCAAUGCCACCUACUAGUGCCUCCUCAUCAGUG